CUUCAAUUCCCAAGUGUGAAAGUCGCUAAUGUCUUUUUGAAGAUAUCCAAGAUUUGGACCCAGUUCCUUGCUAGGCUUAGUUAGUUUGAACAUCCAUUUUCUAGGAAAGGUUUUUUCUGGGUUGAAGGCUUGAGAUUAGCUCAUCACAGCUUCAUUUAAUGGAGGUGCUAGAAUAACAAUAGCAUAACAGGGAAUUCCAACGAAAUGAUAAAAUGCUUCAGGGGUUGUACUAAUGACUUUGUUCUCACCACAAUUAUCGGCGACCAGUUUUGUAAAAUCGUUUCAAAUGAAAAAACCCGAAAUAAAAAAAUGCUGUCACAAUCACAAGACUUACGAAACCGAUAUUUUUUCCAAAGUAAAGCAAUUAAAUAUAGCGGUAAUCGAAUUGAUGAUUUGCCAUCACCAUUGUCAUCGAAACGACCGGAAAUUCCAGAUUCCAACUAUCACUUCCUGGUGUCUUCUAUUGUUUUAUAUCCUCUGACUAUUAUAAAAGAUCUAUGUACUCCAAGUAGCAUUCAUUCCAGUCGGUAAUCAUCAUGGAGACACUUACGAUUUCGAUUUUGAUCAUUACAAUCCUAGUAGCUCCAUGCCAGUCAUUUUGGUGGUACUACGACUACUCUGAUUCUGACUACUCAUCUUGGUGGCCGUCUUAUGAUUACGAACAACCUGAACCUAGACAUAUUUAUACUGAGACCCAUGAAAAAAAAAAGUCUGGAUCCUUAAAUUAUAAUACUGAUGUUGUCACCCGCACAAAUAAGGAUUCAAUACCAUUGUACAAGCCUCCUCGAAUUGCUAUCAAAAUAGAUCCAUAUAACCUCUUUAAUUCACACAUUGAUGUAAAGGUACCCAUUGAAAAGAAAAUUGAACGCAAAGAGGAGUUAGUUAAUCGACAUGCCAUAAAUUAUGAUAGUAGAGUGGACGUACAUGAUAAAAGACAUGCAACAACGUCAGAAACAAAAAAUAACGAUUUCCACUUUAGAAUCAUUUAA
Messenger RNA from Cotesia glomerata, 989 nucleotides. RefSeq lists its product as uncharacterized. The record is from RefSeq and is a predicted model, not a curated record. Bases 537 to 989 code for a protein of 150 amino acids. The transcript has 2 exons. NCBI's taxonomy places the organism in Eukaryota, Metazoa, Arthropoda, Insecta, Hymenoptera, Braconidae.